Molecule: messenger RNA, 4110 nt
Organism: Lodderomyces jiufengensis
Lineage: Eukaryota; Fungi; Ascomycota; Pichiomycetes; Serinales; Debaryomycetaceae
Gene: SKI3
Product: SKI complex subunit tetratricopeptide repeat protein
Exons: 1
Coding region: 1-4110 (1369 amino acids)
Cellular component (GO): Ski complex
Molecular function (GO): protein binding
Source: RefSeq, a predicted model, not a curated record
AUGUCAAGUGUGAAGAGUCUAUUGAAAUUAGCCAAAACAGCAUUAGAGCAAAAUGAUCCAGAGGCUGCAUUAAAUCAUGCAAAAUCAGUUAUAGAAUUAGAUCCAACUUCAUAUUAUGCAUUUGUAUUUAGAGGAAAAGCAUAUCAAUUAUUAAAUGAUUUACCAAAAGCUAUAACUUCUUUCAAGAGGGCCACUGACAUUGAACCAAAUAAUAUACUAGCUUGGAAAGGAUAUUUUCAAAUUGUCAAAAAUCAAGAUGAUUAUGAAUUAUUUUUUGAGGUUUUAACUACAUUAUGUGAAAUAUUGAUUGAUCAAGGAAUAUCUAUUGCCGACGCACUUAAAGAUUUAAGGUCGUAUGUGGAUAAAGAAAGACAUAAAAAUAAUGAUAAAUUUUAUGAAUAUUAUUUAAGGUCAAUUUUACCAGGUACAAAAUUAGGUGAAUUAAUUGGAUCAUCAAUUGAAAAUCCAGACUUUACAUAUAAAAAGCUUUUAGACUUUAAACAAUCUAAGCUUGAAAAAGAAGUUGUCGGUAGAGUGGCAAAAGAAAGAGUAAAAUUUGGUAGAGUCUUAACAUUGGAUCAAAAAAAUCAGCUAGAUUCAAUAGCUUGGCUGUAUCAUGAAGAUGGUGAUAUAAUGAAUCUUUAUGAAAACUUCCUAAAUGUUUGUGACGAUGAAGGGUUAAGGAGAAAAUAUGAAGAAAAAUUUUUAAAAUUCAAAUAUGAAUUAUUGAAAAUAAUACCGGAAAAGGAACCAUUAAUUGAGAAUAUCAAACAACAAGUUGAUGAUAUGAUACUAUUGAAAACGACAAGUUUAUUCUGCUGGAAUUUAUAUUUUGAUUGGAAUGAUGAUAAAACAGUUAAUGAAAUAAAUGAAACUAGAAUAAUUGAGUAUUUACAACUAUUUCAAAAUGAAGGUUUGGGAUUGAUAUUAUUUGCAUUUGUAAUGAGUGAUAUAUCUCCGUAUGACAAAGAAAAGAUUGUCAGAGGAUUGUCUGGUAAGGGAGAAAAGAAUUAUACCGUAUCCGGAAACGAACCAGAGGAAUUGGUUGAUGAAGUUGAUCAUUCACAAUAUUACUUACCACAAGAUGAAGUUUUGGGAGUUAUGUUAGAAGGAUACACCAAAGCAAAAGGUUCAGUACUUGCGAACAGAAUAAUAGUGAAUUUUUAUAUACAUUUAAGAGAAUAUCAAGUAGCUUCAGAAAGAUGUCGGGAAGGUAUUAAAAUAUUGGCAGAUAUUCAAAGAUCAUUUGGAUUAGAUUUGCAAAACACAAAAGAAGACUUUUUAUGUUCAUUAGCAAUUGUUUAUACUUAUUACGAAGCCCCUAAAAAUUACAAUCGUGCUAUUCAGUUAUAUGAUAAAAUUCUUGAAAGUAAUUCAGAAAAUGUAAAAGCAAAAGUUGGUAAAGGAUUAAUUUAUGUUGAAAGAGGUGAACUAGUAGAAGCUAAAACUUUACUAGGUGAUAUAGUUAAAGAUUAUCCAGAUAAUCUUGAAGCAGAAUCAGAAUAUUAUUGGUGUUUGGUUAAACUUGGUGAAUUUGAAGAAGGUCAAACAGGUUUACAGAAUUUUGUAGCUAAGAUUACAGGUGGAGAUUUACAUAGUCGUGAAGUCAGAGCAGUUGCUAAAUGGAGAAUUGCCAAAAGUUUUUACGACGGGGGUGACAUCAAUGAAUGUUAUAAAUACUUAAUUGACUCAUUGAAAGAUUCCGAUCUUUAUGCACCAUCAUAUACUUUAUUAGGUAUAUUAUUCCAAGAACAUUAUUCUGAUACAGAAAGAGCACAAAAAUGUUUUUAUAAAGCUUUUGACUUAGAUUCAAAUGAAAUUAUAGCAGCCAGAUAUUUAGUUGAACAAGCAACCGCCAAGAAUGAAUGGGAGGUUGCAAAAGUUUUAGCAAAUAGAGUUGUGACAAAUGAAACUUCAAGAAGGUUAAUUAUGAGAGGCGAUACACAGGAUCCUUCAUGGGCGUAUAGAGUAUUGGGCUGUGGUGCAUUAAACAUUCAAGAUGAUGCAAAGGCAGUAGAGUGGUUUCAAAAUGCAUUACGUAUCAAUUCUGGAGAUUAUGAAUGUUGGGUUGGAUUAGGUGAAGCAUAUUUCAAUUGUGGUAGAUUUGAUGCAGCAGCAAAAGUGUUUCAGCAUGCACUAACAAUGAAAGAAGAACAAGAUUGGACUGUGUUGUACAUGUUGGGAGUUGUAACUUGUGAAAUGAAAGAGUUUAAUGAAGGUUUAACUUAUUUAUAUUCAGCUUUAGAAUCAAGACCAAAUGAGGAAUGUAUUAUUAGUGCAAUUUAUGAAGCUAACAUUGAUAAUGCUAAUAAGUUUAUGCAAACUGGAUUUUAUGGUAGAGCUAUUAAUGCAAUUUCAAAAGCCUUGAGGUUUAUUAAACAAGCUGUUGUUUUGAACAUGAAAUCUCAAAAAGUUUGGAAAGCUCUUGGUGAUAGUCUAAAGAUGUUUUUGAAAAUUCAACAUUAUAUUGAUAAAGUACCAUUUGACGACAUAUUUGCAAUUUUUGACGAAAUAAAUUUUGAACAUUUUGAGUAUCAAUUGGCUGAUUCAAUAUCAUUGGAAAAUGCAAAAACUUAUUUGAAAGAGAAUAAGAAAGUUGAAACUUUGACAUUACUUGUAAUUUUAUCAUUUGCAGCAGCUUUAAACAACUUAUCAACAAAAGCAAACAAAUCAUUAAAAGCAACAGCAUUUUACAAUUUUGGAUUGUCGUUAUUAGAAGCCGGUCAAUCACUAGACAUACCUGAAUAUCGUGAACUUUCAAUUCAAUAUUUAAAACGUGCCAUAAAAAUAGAAAAUAACAAUGCAAAUUAUUGGAUUGCUUUAGGUAAUGCAUAUUUCACCACCAGCCCACAAAUUUCACAACAUUGUUAUAUAAAAGCCAUAACAUUGGAAGUGAAAGAUUCAGAAAUUUGGGUCAAUCUUGCAUCUUUAUAUUUAAAAUAUGGUGAUACUCCAUUAUCUCAAGAAACAUUUUUAAGAGCUCAAUCAGUUGCUCCACAAGAUGCUCAAUCUUGGUUGGGCAAUGCGUUAGUUGCUGAUAUUAUAGGAGAUGAUGAGAAAGCUUCAAAUCAAUAUAUUCAUGCUUUUACUCUAUCAAAGGGAAAAUUAGCAUUAGCACAAUUUUUGUAUGGAUUAUCAGUUGCAAAUAGAAGUCAAGGUAGGGAUGUAAAAGACAUUGAAACAGCACAAGAAUUUAGUAUAAGUAAUCAAGCAAUGCAACAAUAUUUGAAAUAUUAUCCUGAUGAUGAAACUGCAUUAAGUAUUGGAUUAGUUAUUACCGAAAGAUGUAAAGAUUUUGAAACUGCGUUGGUGAUUGGUGAAAAAUUGUGUUCAUUAUAUGAAAGAAAAUAUGAAGAAUCAGAAAGUGAAACCAUAUUAGAAAAAUUUGCAUUAACUAAAAGUCAAUUGGCUAGAUUAUAUCUUGCAUUAGGACAAUAUGAUAAAGCAGUAGAAGAAGCUCAAACAGCAAUGGAAUUAGAUCCAGAAUCGGAAACUAUAGAAUUAUCAACUAGAAUAACUUUAGGGUUGUGUUAUUUCUUCCAAAAUAAAUUUGAAGAAUCCAUAGAUCAAUUGAAGAUCAUAUUACAAAAAUAUUCAGAAUCAUCAAUUAUAAUAACAUUAAUUUCUCAAAUAUUAUAUUCUCAUAAUACACCAGAAUCAAAACAAGCAUCAAUUGAUCAAUUAUUUUCUCACAUUGAAAAGAACGGGUCGUCUUUAUUAAUAGUAUUAACAUUAGGUGCAAUAUCAUUAGUUGAUAAUUUACCAGAAUAUUAUGAAGCAAUAAAGGAAGAACUAUUAGGAUUAGACCUUAAUGAAAUAAUAGGAGAUUCAUCAAGACAAAUACCCCACUUAAUUGAAGAAAUUAACAAGAGGAUAGGAACUGAAGAUUCUCAAAUAUGGAGUAGAUAUGCUUUUAUGUUCCCCUUUAGUUUUAAUAUUUGGAAAAAUAUCAACACUGAAAUGUCAAUCCAAGUUUUGAACUUAGCUGAUAACAAAUUAACUGGUGAUGAAUAUUCCACGGCAAUGUUUAAAACUGGUAAAUUAAGAAAUAUUCAACGUAGUUUAUUAUUAAAUCCAAAUUUUGAGAAUUGGUCAAAAGUAUUUACAUAA